GGAAAUGUGUGAGCGGGAGAAAGGAGGAGAUGCCAUGGGAAUGUUAGACUGAGGUUUUGAAAACUGCUCUCUUACCUCAGAUGUAGUUUAGGGGCAGGACAUGAUGAAGCAGGUUCAUUGGAUCACUGAUAUGCAAAGCAACUCCCACUGGAGGUUCAACCUCAAACUUCUCAUAUGAGCUAAGGUGAGAGCAGAGUUUGGUUCCGUCUUUCUCUCACUGAUGAAACGUAAGUGAGUAAUAUAUAUAUAUAUAUUUUAUUUUAAUUAAAAUAUUUUCUAUUAUUAAAAAGCAUUUUUUGUAAAUGCUCCUUUGUUAACUAGUAUUGCUAGAAUCCGGUGAUUUUUCCAACUAACCCGUUCGGGCACUUUUCUCAGUUUUCAGUGUUGAUGCUAGUGGAUGACUUGGAAUUGACGGAAAUACUAUGGCGGAGUGAUUGAUUAUAGUUUGGAAAUGAAUUGCACAAGAGUCCUGCCCACCUUUGGCAGUCACCCUCAGCCAACUGGGAUGCCAGUCGACCUCGCCAUGUGCUUAAGUCUGAGCCAGCGUCGAAGACUUUACCAACUUCUAUCCAUGAAACCUACUUUGCGUUAUAAUCCUCCCACUGGCAGUCUGCUGAGAACCAGCUUUCACUCUUCCAAUCAACCUUCUUCCUCCCAGUCAUCUUCACCCUCACCCUCUGAUCUUCAGAGCUGUCUCCUCAGGAAAGCCGGAAAGCCGGGCAAAAAGCGUGUUGUGUUUGCCGACUCCAAAGGACUUGCCCUCACUGCGGUACAUCUAUUUAUGCCUGAUACUGAACCGCCCGAUCCAACCAUGAUACAGAACCACAAGUAUCGUCUGGGCUUCCCUCAGCCGUCACUCGACUCCAAAGCGUUCCUGGCACGCCUGCGAGAGACAAACAUACAGUUGGAAAGCUGCAACGUUUCCGAAUGUUCCCUCAGCGGCAAAGUGCACGUCUGCCACGGGAACAGCGACAAGGCGGUCCACUUAAGGCUCACCUUUGACUCCUGGCAGCACCACUUUGACAUUCCAUGCAAGUUCUUACAACAGCAGCGGUGUCUCGGUUUCGAUGUGGAUGUUUUUACCUUCGAUCUGAGCUUACCUCAGAACCUUGACCUGAUCGAGGGGAUCGAGUUCUGCGUGUCUUUCAGGCCUGGAUGCGGCACUUCUAUGCACUGGGACAACAACAGAGGAAAAAAUUACAAAGUGUACUUGGAAAAAGACGAAAAGGACGGGUUACCAUUUUGACCCUCUUAUAUGUCCUUGGGUAUUCAGAACCACGGCCAUGUAAGCUACUUCAGAGGACGUUCACUUGUUGAAUCUGAGUGGAAUGGAGAUCCCUUUGUUCAAAUGAAUAGACCAGGUGACAGCAGUCCACUCAAAAGAGCUACGAAGACAUAUAAAUAAUGGAUAGGAGGAAUAUGUCUUGUGAAAUCUGCACAGUUGGGCGGAUGUUGUAAAAUGCCAUAACUCAGCUACCCUGCUGGAAUGUGAAUAUUUAAACGUGUUGAAUAGAUAAUAAAGCUCUUGUCACCAGUAAA
Messenger RNA from Syngnathus acus (greater pipefish), 1539 nucleotides. RefSeq lists its product as uncharacterized. The coding region runs from base 452 to 1246 and encodes 264 amino acids. Gene Ontology annotation, biological process: regulation of glycogen biosynthetic process. The record is from RefSeq and is a predicted model, not a curated record. The transcript is spliced from 2 exons. Gene Ontology annotation, molecular function: protein phosphatase 1 binding; glycogen binding. NCBI's taxonomy places the organism in Eukaryota, Metazoa, Chordata, Actinopteri, Syngnathiformes, Syngnathidae. Gene Ontology annotation, cellular component: protein phosphatase type 1 complex.